CCUCGGCCUCCCAAAGUGCUGGGAUUACAGGUACAAGCCACCGCGCCCGGCUUAUUACUUUUAAACUAUUUAAUGUUUCUUUCAAGCAUCUCAAUAUUUUAAGUUGCAAGACAGCAGUAACGUUUUAAUAGUUCAUUGAAUUCUGCCUCUACAGACUUAGCACCCUAUAAACAAUUGGCACAGAAAGCAAAACGCACAGUGAAGAUUUCCGAGGCAGAUGUUGUGGUGUGCCACCCAGACCACCCUUUGUAACUGAAGCAUUCAUUCCCCUAGCAGCUAGGAGUGUUGGCUGCUGACAGUUCACAGAUAAGUCCUAUCCUAAGAACUGCCAACAGAGCCACCUCACCCAACGUAAUGCCCCCUCCUAGGAAGUGGCCUGCAUCCAAUUGUGCAGACUUCUAAGAGCCCAUCCUUCUUAGCUCAGAACAGAAAAUCUCUGAGGGCCACCUCAGCUUCAGAGAAACUUGUGAGAUAGGCUGAGGCCUCUGUUGCAAAUGCAUCACAGUUCAACUCUCCCUCUAACCAAUCCUACCCACCCAAGAGGUGCUGAUCCUGAGACCACUCUAAAAUAAAUUUCCUGCACACAAAUCUCGGUCUUAGAGUCUAUUUCCCAGGAAACUUGACUUGCAGUGCAGCUAACACUAUAACAGAAAUGAAAACAAACAAAAAAUGCAGAAAAAUUCACCAGAUACUGGGUUCAUUUCCUCUUUUCCAUUUCUUGCUUUUAGAGAAUCGUGUCCACCUUCUAUCUCCUUGCUAGAGACAGGGUCCUGUUCCUUCCAGUGCCCUCAAGCAGCCACUCCUCAACACCACAGGCAGAAACCCCAGACAGCAGGGGCACAGCAGGGGGUACCGCAGAUCCCAGUUCCUCCGGGACAGCAGGGGGCGCCGCAGACCCCAGUUCCUCCCCUGGGUCCUGUAGCUGCACUUCUGAAGUCUGGUCCCUUCAGGAUCUGGCAGAGGGUGAAGACCAAAGGAGAGGAGGAGGUGAAGCAGAGGAAUCCGUUUAGGAGGAGAAACUAGUUCUGGUGGCUCCCCACUGGCCUCUUCCUGGGAGCCUGAGUCCAGGAAGCAGGAAGCGCUGGCUCUGAGGGCAGAGACAUGGGCCCUGCUGGCUGUGCCUUCAGGCUGCUCCUUCUGCUGGGGGUCUCAGUGUGCGGGCGACCUGUAUACUCAAGCCGCAUUGUAGGUGGCCAGGAUGCUGCUGCAGGGCGCUGGCCUUGGCAGGUCAGCCUACACUUGGACCAUAAAUUUAUCUGUGGAGGUUCCCUCGUCAGUGAGAGGUGGAUACUGACAGCAGCACACUGCAUACAACCGACCUGGACUACUUUUUCAUAUACCGUGUGGCUGGGAUCAAUUAAAGUAGGUGACUCAAGUAAAAGUGUGAAGUACUACGUGUCCAAAAUCGUCAUCCAUCCCAAGCACCAAGAUACAACAGCAGACGUUGCCUUGUUGAAACUGUCCUCUCAAGUCACCUUCACUUCUGCCAUCCUGCCUAUUUGCUUGCCCAAUAUCACAAAGCAGUUGGCAAUUCCAGCCUUUUGUUGGGUGACCGGAUGGGGAAAAGUUAAGGAAAGUUCAGAUAGUGAUUACCAUUCCACCCUUCAGGAAGCAGAAGUACCCAUUAUUGACCGCCAGGCUUGCGAACAACUCUACAACCCCAUCGGUAUCUUUCUGCCAGCACUGGAGCCAGUCAUCAAGGAGGACAAGAUUUGUGCUGGUGAUACUCAAAACAUGAAGGAUAGUUGCAAGGGUGAUUCUGGAGGGCCUCUGUCGUGUCACAUUGAUGGUGUAUGGAUCCAGAUAGGAGUAGUAAGCUGGGGAUUAGAAUGUGGUAAAUCUCUUCCGGGAGUCUACACCAAUGUAAUCUACUACCAAAAAUGGAUUAAUGCCACUAUUUCAAGAGCCAACAAUCUAGACUUCUCUGGCUUCUUCUUCCCUAUUGUACUACUCUCUCUGGCUCUCCUGCGACCCUCCUGUGCCUUUGGACCUAACAUUAUACACAGAGUAGGCACUGUAGCUGAAGCUGUUGCUUACGUACAGGGCUGGGAAGAGAAUACAUGGAGAUUUAGUCCCAGGGGCAGAGAACUCACAGGAGAGCCACUGGUAACCCUGGAUGACUUUAUUCAUAAUUUGAAAUGAUUUUGUUUUUAAGGUUCUUGAUUUUAUAAGUUUUGGGGUUGGAAUGUGAAGAGUUAAGAAAUAAAGCUGCCACUUUGUACAUUCUUUGUCCCUGACUAAUGAGUCUUCCAAGGCAGGAAGGAUGUCCUUUAUGAAUAAGUAUUUGUAGACACAAAUUAAAUAGCUACUACAGAGGCAGGCAAGUAUCUGUGAUGACACAGGAAAAUAUAAUAAGGGUCUACCUCGUGCCCAUGGGUUGCAUCAUGGGAUAGUCUAUUAUUUCUCACCUCCUCUACUAUCUUUAACUUCCCUUCUAACCCCUGCUUUACCCCUCAACUGUAACAAGAGGGCUAAUAAAAAAUUCUUAUAAAGCCAACUCUGGGCACACUGCCUAGGGAUUAGCUAGUCCUGCUCCAUAAGGAGUAGUAAAAAAAGAAGAAAAAAAGAGAGAUGCAAACAUGGGUCAGGCAUGUUGGCUCACACCUGUAAUCCCAACA
Molecule: messenger RNA, 2618 nt
Organism: Cercocebus atys (sooty mangabey)
Lineage: Eukaryota; Metazoa; Chordata; Mammalia; Primates; Cercopithecidae
Gene: PRSS48
Product: protease, serine, 48
Exons: 5
Coding region: 1102-2142 (346 amino acids)
Biological process (GO): proteolysis
Molecular function (GO): serine-type endopeptidase activity
Source: RefSeq, a predicted model, not a curated record